GCCGCCCCCUGACGGCCACUGUUGUCACACACAUACGGAGAUCCUCCAGUCGUCGUCAUCGUCAAUGAAACACUGUGCUAGUGUUUGUGUGUGUACGUGUGUCUGUCGGUCUGUCUGUGUUUACAACAACACUCCGUGUCUCGGAGACAACACAGUCUUGAUUUUGUGAACAACAGAACUGCAGCCCUGUAUACUAAGCCAGAGAACGAUCUCUUCAUCAUGAAUUGCGACAUAGAUGGGGACAUGGAGAACCAAGUUGAGAUGGAGGAGAAGACAAGGCUAAUAAAUCAGGUGUUGGAACUUCAGCAUACUCUGGAAGACCUGUCAGCACGGGUGGAUGCAGUCAAAGAGGAAAACUUGAAGUUGAAGUCAGAAAACCAGGUACUUGGUCAGUACAUCGAGAACCUCAUGUCUGCGUCCAGCGUGUUUCAGACUACAGACACCAAAAGCAAACGCAAAUGAGACGCGCCGAAGAGAUGUCAUGGACGGGGGCAAAUAAUCUCCCACAUCUGGGCCCAAGUUUAAAACGCUUUUGUCACCGGUUCAGUUUGCUCUGACAGGGAUGAUUCACUUUUGUCAUCUGGCACUUGUUUCAGGUUGCAGCAAAAUUAUUGGCAGAUGUGACGUCUUAAUUGGCGUGUGCAAAGUAUACAUGUAAAAAUACCUAUGUAGGUAACCUUUAAAUGGGUACAAAUUCAAAUGUCUGCAGCUCACUGCAGAGCUUUAUAAACAGAUUUCAAUAAACAUUCAUUCAUACAUGGGAAAAUAAUUAAGCUACACAAAGUGUUUUGCCAGAUCAUGACAAGUCUGCCAAUGUAGUCAGUUGAAGGGUCAAAAGUCACUUUACAUUGAGAUCAUUGGUCAUAACCUUGCGCUGUCAUUACUAAACUGAUUUUCUGUGAUACCAACUUCCUGUCUCAGCUUUCCAACAACCUAACAUGUACGUGGAGCAAAACAUGCUAUGACUUUUAAUCUAUCAUUUUUUUGUUAUUGUCAUCAUGACCAAACAUUGCAUGACUGUUUGGUUUUUGUCACUGCCAAGCAAAACGAUAUUACUGUAAUAAAUGUGUUAGAAUGGCAUGUACACUUUGUCACCCCGCCUGGGCCCCCCACCAUUUUGUUGUUUAAGGAUACCUAUAAUGAAGUAUUGACUUGUUUCAUCAGCCAUGAUACGACUCUUUGAUGAAGGUUGUUUAGUAAAAUUGAUCUGGAUGAGGUAAGACGGGAAGCUCAAGAUGUGAGCAGAGAACAGAUGCUUUCUAUUUAAAAGCAGAUAAGUGCAUUUGAGUGUUAUUGAUCUACUGUGGGAGAAACCAGGCCUGAAAAUGUCCUCCACAUUGAACUGCAAAAUGAAGGGCACGCCCUUUUCAAAAUGGUAUAAAUGGCAGAUAAAUGUAUUUCUCAUGAAUUGUUCGAUUGGAAUAGUAAUCUCUCAACAGUAUGUGGAAAUGCUGCUCUUCAGAAAAGGGAAAAGUUGUAAUUUAUUUUGAUAUAUUAAGUUGUAUUAAAGUAUUUUAGAGUACAGUACACACUCCAGGAUCCAUCUUGUGUGAAAAGAUACCCGGCACUGUUACUUUGAAACAUUGUUUUUAAUAAAAGCUUAAGAUGUUCGCUCUGGAUUUGUGUUCUCUUCAACCCGCACAUCACACCUGAGACAAAUAAUUCCAUAUUAAAUACUGAAUUAUUUCAUUUACAAGAGUAACAGGAGCAAUGUUGUGUUUUGCAAACAAAUGUAAAGAGUAAUAUGGUAUUUGCAAUAUCUAGCUAGAACUCUAUAAAAGCUCUGAGGUGGCCAAAAAUAAAAUGUUCCAAGGCUAAUGAGUCAGAACCUACAUAGUGCAGAUAUUUUGCUUUCAAUUGUUGCUAAGAACUACACACAUCACACUGCUGUUAACAGAGGUCUUCUCUACAGUGGGCCCUUGAAGUUGAUAGUCCACAAUUAUCUUUUUUUAAUACAAAGACAAAAAGUACUGUAAAUGCUCAGAAGAAAUAAGUGAAGCCUUCAAGGCCACUCUUCUUCCAGUAACCUCUUGACACAGCAUUGUGUUGCCUUCAACUGGAAAUCUUAAAAGCAGAAAAACUCAAGGAAAUAUAUGGCGGAAAACACGGACAAGGCUGAAAAAGCAGUGUCUGCUCUUGCACCCUUCUUUAAAAUAAACUGUUGUAUUUUAAGCCAAAAGAACCGUGGUGUUUGAUAGAACAAUAUGUCUAUAUGCUGCCAUAGCAGCUUCAUGGUACAUUAAGCCCCCAAACUAUUUUUAAUGUCCGUUUUACCCUGGAGAUCCCCGUUUACAGACGUUGUGCAAAUGCUUUUGUUUCAACCCAGCCAUAAAUAGAAGUAAUUAUUAUUCGAAAUGUCUGUCAAAUGUUAGUCAAUUUUAGUCUGUAAAAAAAAAAAAAAACUUCAAAAAAGUAU
This is a messenger RNA of Corythoichthys intestinalis (scribbled pipefish), 2416 nucleotides long. RefSeq names its product short coiled-coil protein a (gene scoca). Gene Ontology annotation, cellular component: trans-Golgi network. Bases 220 to 462 code for a protein of 80 amino acids. NCBI's taxonomy places the organism in Eukaryota, Metazoa, Chordata, Actinopteri, Syngnathiformes, Syngnathidae. The record is from RefSeq and is a predicted model, not a curated record. The transcript has 4 exons.